AUGUCGGCGGGCCAAUAUCUUGCAUCCCGCUUCUCAACACUGAAGCCGCCCAUGGACAAGGUCAUCAGUCCUAUCGCGGCGAUGCGGAUGCUGAACAAGGAGCAAUGGACCUUUUUCAUGUGUGCUUGGUGUGCCUGGGUUAUCGACGCCUUUGACUUCUUUACCGUCAGCUUGACCGUCACGCCGCUGGCCAAGCAGUUCAACAAGCUCAACUCGGAAAUCACCUGGGGAAUCACCCUGGUGCUCAUGUUCCGAUCGGUCGGCGCCGUCAUCUUUGGCGUGUGGUCUGAUCGAUUCGGCCGCAAGUGGCCCUUCAUCUUCAACAACGUCCUCUUCAUCGCUCUCGAACUCGGCACCGGCUUCUGCAACACAUACGGCGAGUUUCUGGCGUGCAGAGCUCUCUUUGGAGUCGCCAUGGGCGGUCUCUACGGAAACGCCGUGGCCACUGCUCUCGAAGACUGCCCAGAUGCAGCUCGUGGUGUCAUGUCCGGUCUGUUCCAAGCUGGUUAUCCCGUCGGCUAUCUCCUGACCACUGCCUUUGCUCGUGCGUUGGUCAACACGACUGUCCACGCGUGGAGGCCGCUCUUUUGGUUCAGCGCUUGCCCGCCUGUCUUCCUCAUCAUCUGGAGAUUCUACCUCCCCGAGACCCAGGCGUAUCGCGAGCGGGAGAUUGUACGACAGAAUGCAUCCGCUGCCACGAGUGGCUUUAUUCACCAGGCUGGCCAGGCCAUUAAGCACCACUGGCUUACACUGGUCUACAUGGUCUUGCUCAUGGCCGGAUUCAACUUCAUGGCCCACGGCGCGCAAGAUUUCUAUCCCACGAUGCUUCUCAACCAAUUCGAAUUUACGCUCAACGAAAUGACCAUCACCCAAGUCAUUGCCAACUUCGGUGCCAUCAGCGGAGCCAUCUGCGUCGGCUACCUCUCCGAAAUCUUCGGUCGACGUCUUACAAUCAUGGUCUCCUGCGUGUGUGCUGGAGCCCUGAUCUAUCCCUAUACCUACGUCAACACCACAGCGGUUGCCGCAUCUGCCUUUUUUCUUCAAUUUUUCGUCCAGGGCGCGUUCGGCGUCAUUCCCUCUCACCUUAUGGAGCUUUCACCUGGUCCCAUCCGAACCUUUGUCGUCGGUACCGCCUACCAGCUUGGAAACCUGGCCUCUAGCCCAGCCGCGACGAUCCAGUCGACCAUCGGGGAGAAGUACUUCCCGCUCGCUCCCACCGCCACUGGCAUCAAGCGAUACGACUACGCCAUUGUCAUCUGCGCAUUCCUUGGCGCCUGUACGGGACUUGUCUUCCUCGUCACAUUCCUGGGGCCGGAGAAGAAGGGCAAGCAGUUUGGCUUUACUGAGGAGGUGGAUGAGUAUGUUGUUUCGGCCAAGGACCCUGAGAAUACCCUGGGUGGCUCUGAGCACAAGGAGUCGGCCUGA
Ilyonectria robusta is the source of this 1425-nucleotide messenger RNA. Its product is annotated as sugar transporter family protein. Gene Ontology annotation, molecular function: secondary active monocarboxylate transmembrane transporter activity. The coding region runs from base 1 to 1425 and encodes 474 amino acids. Gene Ontology annotation, biological process: plasma membrane lactate transport. Gene Ontology annotation, cellular component: plasma membrane. The record is from RefSeq and is a predicted model, not a curated record. NCBI's taxonomy places the organism in Eukaryota, Fungi, Ascomycota, Sordariomycetes, Hypocreales, Nectriaceae. The transcript is spliced from 3 exons.